AUGGAGAUUUUGAAAGUGGGUUUUGAAAAUGAAGAUCGCAACAGAUUCUUGGUUUUAGGAGGAGAAGGCUCUAGUGGAGAAAAAAUACUGGUACUGGACAGGCAAGUGCAGCUGCAGGUCUUUGUUAAAAUCAAGGAGCUUGUUAGCGAGGCAUUGCACGUCUUGCGUGGAAAUAUCGGACCGAAGAGACCAAUGGAGAAACGAGAAGCAGUGUGGAAUGCAACGGCAGGCGAUCCUAACGUUUCUGAGUCUCUAGACUCACGUGUUCUUGGAUUUAAGGCACGUACUUGGGCAUUCUAUGAUGUGAGUUUGCACAGCGCACGCGUAACUGACGCCUUAACCCUCCAGACAUUCGGCAGCAGCAACCAUGCCAUUCGCAUCAUUAAGUAUUCAGUCUGA
Messenger RNA from Cylicocyclus nassatus, 399 nucleotides. The record is from the annotation of a GenBank genome assembly. NCBI's taxonomy places the organism in Eukaryota, Metazoa, Nematoda, Chromadorea, Rhabditida, Strongylidae.